Molecule: messenger RNA, 2314 nt
Organism: Setaria italica (foxtail millet)
Lineage: Eukaryota; Viridiplantae; Streptophyta; Magnoliopsida; Poales; Poaceae
Product: phytoene dehydrogenase, chloroplastic/chromoplastic
Exons: 15
Coding region: 353-2068 (571 amino acids)
Biological process (GO): carotenoid biosynthetic process
Cellular component (GO): chloroplast thylakoid
Molecular function (GO): phytoene dehydrogenase activity
Source: RefSeq, a predicted model, not a curated record
CACCACAUCCUCCUCACCCCGUCUUGUCGUGCUCUAGUCCCUUCCCACCGCCCCGCAACCGAAUGACGGAGGUCGCCUCCCCUUAUCGUCGCCCACGUUGAGACACGAAUUCCUCCCACCUGGGUUCCCCCGCCUCCACGCCACUCCGCUACGCGCUACCCACUGCCCCGGGCCUCGCCCCAGUCCGCCUCCGCUGCCUCCCCUCCCUCUCUUCGCCUCCCGUAGUCUGCCUCUGCAUAUUAGUUGAUCUCAUGAACCGUGAGUCUAAUGGCUCCUCUUGAUUAUACAGUAGUCUGCCUCUGCAUAUUAGUUGAAGCAGAGCUGACAACAAUCUAUCAAGAAUUGCUUCGACAUGGAUACUGGCUGCCUGUCGUCUAUGAACAUUACUGGGGUGAACCAAGCAAGAUCGUUAGCAGGACAACUUCCUACUCAGAGAUGCUUUGCAAAUAGUCACCAUGCAAGCUUUGCUGUGAAAUCUCUUGUUGUGAGGAACAAAGGAAGAAGGUCACACCAUAGACAUGCUGCUUUGCAGAUUGUCUGCAAGGAUUUUCCAAGACCUCCGCUAGAAAGCACAAUAAACUAUUUGGAAGCUGGACAGCUCUCUUCAUUUUUUAGAAACAGCGAACGCCCCAGUAAACCAUUACAGGUCGUGAUUGCUGGUGCAGGACUGGCUGGUCUAUCAACGGCGAAAUAUCUGGCAGAUGCUGGCCAUAAACCCAUAUUGCUUGAAGCAAGAGAUGUUUUGGGCGGAAAGGUAGCUGCUUGGAAGGAUGAAGAUGGAGAUUGGUAUGAGACCGGGCUUCAUAUCUUCUUUGGAGCUUAUCCCAACAUACAGAAUUUGUUUGGCGAGCUUGGUAUUGAAGACCGUUUGCAAUGGAAAGAACACUCCAUGAUAUUUGCCAUGCCGAACAAGCCAGGAGAAUUCAGCCGGUUUGAUUUCCCAGAAACUUUGCCAGCACCUGUAAAUGGAAUAUGGGCCAUACUGAGAAACAAUGAAAUGCUUACCUGGCCGGAGAAAGUGAAGUUUGCUAUUGGACUUCUGCCAGCAAUGCUUGGUGGUCAACCUUAUGUUGAAGCUCAAGAUGGUUUAACGGUUUCAGAGUGGAUGAAAAAGCAGGGUGUUCCUGAUCGAGUGAAUGAUGAAGUUUUUAUUGCAAUGUCCAAGGCACUCAAUUUCAUAAAUCCUGAUGAGCUAUCCAUGCAGUGCAUUUUGAUUGCUUUGAACCGAUUUCUUCAGGAGAAACAUGGUUCCAAAAUGGCAUUCUUGGAUGGUAAUCCACCUGAAAGGCUGUGCAUGCCUAUUGUUAAUCACAUUCGGUCUAGGGGUGGUGAAGUCCGCCUGAAUUCUCGUCUUAAAAAGAUUGAGUUGAAUCCUGAUGGAACUGUUAAACACUUCACACUUACCGACGGAACUCAAAUAACUGGAGAUGCAUAUGUCUGUGCGGCACCAGUUGAUAUCUUCAAGCUUCUUGUACCGCAAGAGUGGAGUGAAAUUUCUUAUUUCAAGAAGCUGGAGAAGUUGGUAGGAGUUCCUGUUAUCAAUGUUCAUAUAUGGUUUGACAGAAAACUGAAAAACACAUAUGACCACCUUCUUUUCAGCAGGAGUCCACUUUUAAGUGUCUAUGCAGACAUGUCAGUAACCUGCAAGGAAUACUAUGAUCCAAACCGUUCAAUGCUGGAGUUGGUCUUUGCUCCUGCAGAGGAGUGGGUUGGUCGGAGUGACACUGAAAUCAUCGAUGCGACUAUGGAAGAGCUAGCCAAGUUGUUUCCUGAUGAAAUCGCUGCCGAUCAGAGUAAAGCAAAGAUUCUUAAGUAUCAUGUCGUGAAGACACCGAGAUCUGUUUACAAAACUGUCCCAAACUGUGAACCUUGCCGACCUCUCCAAAGGUCACCGAUCGAAGGGUUCUAUCUGGCUGGCGAUUACACAAAGCAGAAAUACUUGGCUUCCAUGGAAGGUGCAGUAUUAUCUGGGAAGCUUUGCGCCCAGUCUAUAGUGCAGGAUUAUAGCAGGCUCUCCCUCAGGAGUCAGAAAAGCCUACAAUCUGAAGAAGUUCCGGUCGCAUCUUAGUUGUAGUUGAGGCUCCCACUUGGGGUGCCAUCUUAUCACCUAUUUCAUGGGAACCCACCAACUGGUCAUGGUGAAGGCACCUGUUAUGGUCCUUUGACAAUUCCCUAGAGUUGAAUUUGUGACACUAGUUGGUAUAUCAUAUUGGGAAAAAGUGACAUUAUGUAAAACGACCUGCAUAGCAAUUGUUAGACCCUUUGGAAAAGGAAAAGCGAAAAAGAGAUCUCAGGUAGAUAUUAUCUUGUAGCA